GCUCAGUCCUAAUAUAACUAACUGCAUCGCGAAGUAAAGUUUUUAGCACACCCGAACUGUUCUCGUUGGGUCUCACUGCAAUCAAGAUGAAGGUUAUAAUUGCAUUAUUUAGCCUGAUUGUGGCAGCUUCGGCAGGGUGCCCUCCAUUCUGGGUACAGUACCGAGGACAAUGCUAUAGGUAUUUCAACGAACCAUUAACACAUUUAGGAGCCACGAAUUUUUGUAUGAAGUUUGGAUCCUGCGACGGUCAAAUAGGUAGACUUCUUAGCGUUGAGAACGCUCGAACAGAUAAUUUCAUUCACCUUCUACUGAGCGACUUCGUGAUUGAACCCCCGACGUUCCCAACAUGGCUCGGUCUUACAAGUGACCCGAAUAAUCCUGAUGUUUGGACAUGGGCUUCAGGAGCUCCCCUGCUGUACACAAAUUGGGGAAAUAAUCAGCCCGGCGGUAACGAGCCAUGUGCAAGGACACUUCCAAACGAGAUGGGACACACGUGGCGAGAGGUUGCGUGCGAUCGCGAACUACGAUUCAUCUGUGAGAUGUCGGCUGCUGAACCAGGACUGCAGUAAAGAUGCAAAUGGAUGCAACUCAAUAACCAAAAUCACAGACCCUGCACAGACAUCACCGGUUGACCAAGGUUCUUACCUAGCACUCAACAAUAGAAUACCAAACCUGACUUGUUAAAAUCGGUGCGUUUUUCGAGAUGGCGGUUUCCGUAUAUAAGUCUAAACCAGACGAUGGAUAGAAGUGUUGAAUUUCGGGCUGCUUAUUGGAUUCAAUUUGGUUUGAUAGACGGAUUUCAGUAGCAUAAGAAACAGAAUUCCAAGACUCGUCUUCGAGGACUUUAAAAUAAACAACGGGUCUUUUUACAUUCAGAUCUCGUUAUGUUAUAUUUUUAAAAAGUUUAUAAAUGAACGUUUGUAGGUGAAAAAUAAAAAACAAGAAAAACA
Anneissia japonica is the source of this 950-nucleotide messenger RNA. Its product is annotated as alpha-N-acetylgalactosamine-specific lectin-like. The coding region runs from base 87 to 569 and encodes 160 amino acids. The record is from RefSeq and is a predicted model, not a curated record. NCBI's taxonomy places the organism in Eukaryota, Metazoa, Echinodermata, Crinoidea, Comatulida, Comatulidae. The transcript is spliced from 2 exons.